AUGCCCUCCCUACUGACAAUCGUCCAAGCAGCCGACAACUUCCCGGACCACAUCUCUUCGCCUUAUCCCUCUCAUUCACCAGACGGCUCAGAGCGGUACGUCCCCUUCCACCUGACCUUGGCGGACUAUCACGCGUCCCUUCCGCCCGUGGGUCUUCUGCGUCCGGCGGUGCUUGUGGAGCUCCGAGCGGAUGUGGGUGGAGAGUAUGGGAGUCCGUGGCGCUUCUACCCGGCUGCGGAGACUGCCAGCACAAUGGACAGGGUGGACAAGAAGGCCGUUGGACUUGGCGGGCGCGGAGGGGACGCCGCUUCUGAGUGCCAGUGCUGUUUCUUCGCGGCCUGGGUGCUCAAGCAAGGAGCAGAGGGGAUGAGUCGUGUCGUGCAAGAGGCAGCCGAGCGAUGGAGGCAGGAGGGCAAGUUUAUGGGCAAGCUUGCUGGCUGGCGCAACGAGUUGUACCAGAUCUACGCUUCUCCCAAGUCAUCCUUCUUCGCUUCGAAACCGCUACAGGGGGCCUUCGCCAACAAGGCCUUCACCCUCGAGCGAGCGGCUUGCGCCAUCUUCGGCUUUCCCACGUUCGGGGUCCACAUGACCGCAUACGAGGGCGAAGGAGAGAGCAUGAAGCCCUGGGUCCCGAGGCGGAGUCGGACCAAGCAGACCUUCCCGGGCAUGCUCGACAACACAGUUGCUGGCGGCAUACCAGCCGGAAUGAGCCCUUUGGAUACUAUGGUCAAGGAGUGUGGAGAAGAGGCCAGUCUGCCCGAGUCGUUCUUGCUGUCGCGAAUCAGGGCCACAGGGGCGAUCACCGAAUUUGCCAUCACGCCUGACGGAUAUCUGCAACCUGGGGUGAUUUACACAUUCGACCUCCAACUUUCCCCUCGUACUUCUGCGGAAUACGUCGAGCCCCGCCCGUGUGACGGCGAGGUGGAAUCUUUCGCCCUGAUGUCUAUCCCGGACGUGCUGGCAGCCAUGCACGCGGGUGAGUUCAAGCCAAAUUGCGCGUCGGUACUCGUCCACUUCAUGAUCCGACAUGGGAUGGUGACGGCCGAUACGGAGCCGAAUUUUAUCGAGAUCAACUGGAAGUUUGGAAGGCGUUUGGGCGUUGCUGUGCCGUCUGACCAGACCUAG
Messenger RNA from Dioszegia hungarica, 1125 nucleotides. RefSeq names its product NUDIX hydrolase domain-like protein. The coding region runs from base 1 to 1125 and encodes 374 amino acids. The transcript has 6 exons. The record is from RefSeq and is a predicted model, not a curated record. Gene Ontology annotation, molecular function: 8-oxo-dGDP phosphatase activity. NCBI's taxonomy places the organism in Eukaryota, Fungi, Basidiomycota, Tremellomycetes, Tremellales, Bulleribasidiaceae.